Messenger RNA from Aspergillus tanneri, 1305 nucleotides. RefSeq names its product inositol polyphosphate multikinase. The coding region runs from base 1 to 1305 and encodes 434 amino acids. The record is from RefSeq and is a predicted model, not a curated record. Gene Ontology annotation, biological process: phosphatidylinositol phosphate biosynthetic process; inositol phosphate biosynthetic process. NCBI's taxonomy places the organism in Eukaryota, Fungi, Ascomycota, Eurotiomycetes, Eurotiales, Aspergillaceae. Gene Ontology annotation, cellular component: nucleus; cytoplasm. The transcript has 2 exons. Gene Ontology annotation, molecular function: inositol-1,4,5,6-tetrakisphosphate 3-kinase activity; inositol hexakisphosphate kinase activity.
AUGACAACACCGCCCUCAAGGUCGGAAAGUGCCAAGUCGGCCAAGCUGGACAGCGAUAGCUUUGUCGCGUUCGAUCACGCUGCGGCUGGACAUGACGGUGUUCGUUGUACCCUGUCCGGCGCGUUGAUCGCGAAACCCUGCACCCCCGAAGAAGUGGCUUUCUAUGACUCCUGCGCCCUCCACCCCGCAUUCAGGGAAUUUAUCCCCACCUACAUAGGCACCUUGACAUCUGCCGAUCAGCAACAGACGCUCGCCCUCGUCGCUUCUCAGCAAGGUGGUGCCGUCACCCUUCCUGACUCCGAUCCAUCGUCCGCGACCAAUAUUCCCACUGAAGCGUCCCAGUCCAACACAUCCUCACAUACUGCGCCGACGAUAGCGGAACCAGAAGUGCCAUGGGUACCUUCCGACGGGAAAAAGAUCGAGACUGGCUUGUCUAUUGUGUUGGAAAAUGUAGCUUCGGGAUUUACCAGGCCAAAUGUCUUGGACGUGAAGUUGGGCGCCCGCCUGUGGGCCGAUGACGCGCCCCCUGCGAAGCGUGCGAAGCUGGACGCGGUGUCGAAGGAGACAACCAGCACCAGUCUCGGGUUUCGCAUUGCGGGUAUGAAAGUAUGGACCGGCGAGAACGGGGAAAAUGAUGCCGGCAGCAAGACGGAUCCUUACGAUAUCCGACAUGAGGGACGCGAGGGUGCCAAGGGCGAGGUUAUCGAGAAGGACGGCUACAGGCGCUACGACAAAUGGUAUGGGCGGUCAUUCAGCGAGAAAAAUGUCAAGGAGGGUUUUGAGGCUUUCCUCGCCGGGGCAAAAGCGGGAUCCAUUGAUCGGUCUAAAUUCUUGUCGAGGAGACUGGCCGAUGAGCUUAGACGUGUACAGCUGGUUCUAGAAACGGAGGAAAGCCGGAUGUAUUCUUCGAGUGUCCUGAUUGUCUACGAGGGUGACCCCGAAGCUUUGGAGAAUGCUCUGGAGGAAGAAAAGAAAGCCAAAGAGAGGGCACCGGAAGAGUCCGAGUCGGAGGAUGAGGGGUUUGAUCUCCAGCUUCAGGACGAUGGGUCCUAUAGGGUGGUGGAGCUACCAGCUGGCCAGGAUGGUGCGCUGCAGCAAGCUAUUAACCUUAACUUCGACCCUGAAACCGCCCAGCUGGAAGACUUGGAUGAGGAAGAGGACGAAGAGGCUCCUCCUAAGGUGCAUGAUCUGCGCCUCAUUGACUUUGCACAUGCCAACUGGACCCCUGGUCAAGGACCAGAUGAGAACGUUCUCAUGGGCAUACGGAAUCUGAUCAAAAUGUUCGACGAUCUGGCUGCCGAAUAA